This is a messenger RNA of Populus trichocarpa (black cottonwood), 881 nucleotides long. RefSeq lists its product as uncharacterized. The record is from RefSeq and is a predicted model, not a curated record. The coding region runs from base 180 to 746 and encodes 188 amino acids. Lineage: Eukaryota; Viridiplantae; Streptophyta; Magnoliopsida; Malpighiales; Salicaceae. The transcript has a single exon.
ACAAGUACCAAUCCAAAAACAGACAUUUCACCUCUUUGAUUGUUUACAAAGUAAACCUCUCUAUCAGACUUAAAUCCUCCUAUUUUCUUUCUCUUUUAUCUUGAUUUUCGUUUCUUGGCACAUGCAUCAAGCGCUCAAAACUCUUCCCUUCUGCAAGUAUUGGUCACAGAUUAAGAACAAUGGGAAGUGAUCGAGGAAAUAAUAUUCCUAGUAAACCCCGCUAUGAUAUUACCAUGUCCAGGAGAACAAGAAAGCCGUUGAUGAAUCUCAAAGAAACCAACCAAAAUCCCACAACAGGCGCGCCACGAGAAGGAAAUGCUGCUGGAGAUGUUGGUCAUGAUCGAGGAGCAGAUAGCGUUCUCACAAAAGAAUGCGGUCAUGAAGAAGUAGAGAGUCGUAAGAGCAGCUUGAAGCAACUUAUAAUGAAGAACGCAGGCAACGAAGAAAGUGAAGUAAGCAGGCUGCUGGUGGGGGAAACAAGGGUCGGAUCAGAUAAUGAAAAUAUUGAGAGCAAAUUAUUACUAGGAGGCAAGAAUUCCCUUGGCCAGCAUUUCAAGGGAGAAGAAAAGCAGCAGCUUCAAAUAGUAGUAACAAGGAAACAAGUAAAGGAAGGAAUGGAAGGAUUGAAGCUGAAAGGAAUGGUGGGUCGUUAUGUCAAGAUGGUGAGCCAUUUGAUCAGGGUCAAGCGUGACACACACAUUCAUAAUGGAUCCCGGAAAAAGCCACUUCUCCGGUUGCCCAUGUAGGCCAGCCAUAUAUUUCAAGAGGGGGACAGUAUAUAUGUUUUGAUUCUACUCAUGCAUCUGGGUGAUUUCUUAUUGUUAUGCUGUAAUUUUUCAUCAAGAUAUUAAUAGAAAUUACUAGUCCUUUAUGCUGCUUAA